Molecule: messenger RNA, 4534 nt
Organism: Dothidotthia symphoricarpi CBS 119687
Lineage: Eukaryota; Fungi; Ascomycota; Dothideomycetes; Pleosporales; Dothidotthiaceae
Exons: 2
Coding region: 26-4534 (1502 amino acids)
Biological process (GO): ribosome biogenesis
Cellular component (GO): nucleolus
Source: RefSeq, a predicted model, not a curated record
UCACAAUUCAAGGUGACUGAACAAUAUGGCUCCAAUGAAGCCAACUUCCGAGAAUGGGCUUGCGCCAACACGCCCUCGCCUACAGGCUGUCAACCAGAAUUUCUCAGACCUGAAUGAACAGAUCCGCCAAGUCGCGCAUAUAAUAGGCCUCCCUGACAGCUGGGCGACUGUAGAAGAUGAAGGCGCUCGGUCAGACAUGGUACGGCAACUUGUCCGCGCAAGAGCAGAAUGGGUUUUGCGCUGGGUGCUCGACAAGCUGAAAGACGAGGCCGAAGCUGGACACACGGCGCGGGCAAACACGACGGCAUGGAAGCUCUUGGACUGGAUGAUACACGUCCUGCCCGUCUCGCGCAGCGCACCGCAUCUGCGAGACGCGGCCUUCACCACCAUCUUGGAGAGAACUCUGGUGGAAAUGGUCGACAAGGACGCUGCCGUUCACUCAGUACCCAUUUCCGACGACGUCCACAUGGCCGACAUGUCAGAGUCGAGCGAAACUGUUGGCGACGACUCGCAGCCGUCGCGGAAACGAAAGCGAGGAGCCGCCGACUCGACCUCUCCCUCGAAGAGAGCAGCAGUCGCAUCCAUCGACCUCGAGCAGCUAUUCAGUGUAAUUGCGACUGCAGUCAGGUCCAUCACAGGACUUGCUGCCACUCACAACAAGACGGAUGACUCCUCACAGCGAGAGCUCAUGAAGAUGGUGUUGAGAACCGAGAGUGCACAAGCAUCUCGCAUACUAAAGUUCUGGCUCACCUGUGUUCAGAAACUUGCUGGUGUCGCGUUAUCUUCAGGACUGCAUGCACCAAAUCUCGAUAGAUAUCUUGACCUUUCCCUAGCUCUGGAAGUCUGGGAACUGCGAACUGUCGAUUCGGGCGAUGAGAUGGGAUCCUCCGCUGACGAGUUCACCACGGAGUGUCUCGUUCCUGCCCUAACGCUCCUCGACGCCCUUAAAAGCACACACAACCUUGAAUUCAUCCCGUCUUCUACCCGUUCGAUCAAUCGCACCACACAGGCAAUCGAAAAACUCCUGGCUCGACACCUGCUUGCGCCAUCACGCGCUGCUUUCUUCGCCGAGACUCUUGCGGAGUCUGCGAAUCCCGAACCCAGCCCUCUCGAGGCGAAGCAGCUAGCAGACAGUCUGCAACCACUGCGAGCAAAGUUACUCCAAGCAGCACAGAUUGAGGAUGCAGGCGAAGCUGUCCCGGCUGACGUGGCCUGCUUGUCCAACGCCGUCUCGCAUCUGCUCGAUCUAGCUAUACGUGCAUCUCCAUCGAAGACGCCAAGGAGCAGGAUUGCAGAAAAACCGUGGAUCCAAGCAGUCUUCGUGACACUUGUUGAAUGCGCCGGAUGCUCACUCAAAGAGCCGCCUGAGUUUGUCACGUCAAACACCGCUGUUACUGCCCUUGGAAGUGCUGUUCGCGUGCUCCAGAUCCAUAACAUAAGCAUCAAAUCGGAUGUCUUGAAGAACAUCUUUUGGUACCACUCUGGCGUAAAGUACCCAAAAAAUCAGGAGAAGGAGGUGCAUUGGUCGUUGAUUGCUGCAUUGAUCGAGCUCGACCCCACGGUCUUUGUAGCAGAACCAAAGUCCAUAUCCGGGGCUACUAGGGAGCAGCAUACCGGUCUGGCUCAGUUCAUCUUCGAGCAAAUAUCGAAUACUGAGUUCAAGAGCCCAGGAUUUGCCAAUGACGAUCGCGACGCUGAUGGCUUAGACAACAGCCAUACCGGCCACCGCGCGCAGACUGCGCCUCGGGUUCAACGGACACUAAUAUUGAAACGUAUUGUUGUUCCAAUCAUGUCGGCUUUCGCGCGCAACCGAAAUCUAUUGGGCUUCCUCGGACGGUGGGACAACCAACUAGUCAAGAGCUACAGAUUUGAGAAUCGGCAAAACUUGAAAGAGCGCAAGGAUCUCAUCUGGGAAGAUCGCACUUUGAACAAGGCCUUGGUGGAGCUGUUUGAGCAGAGUCUGACGCAAGGUCAGAUAGCAAAGCUACUCCAGGAUCAUGCGAAACGUAUGGAUGAUCUAGGUGAUGCUAUAGCGUCUGCAUCUAAAGACGGUGUUAAGGUUCAAAAGCUCGCCGCCUAUAAGAAUGCGCUCAGCAGUGCUAUUAUCAUCCCAGCCAUCUUGCAAUCAAUCGGAUCCGACGAGAUCAUCGGGGCACUCAAGCCACAGCUCCGCUCCCUCCUCAGAUCUUACACCGCGUGGGUACAGGACGACCAGUACAGCGUUUACUCAAAGCUCGCCCUCUCAUGGUUCACGUUAUGUCAACUGCUGACAAAGUUGUGGCCCAUCGAGUUACAUGCCUCUGCGCAGAUCCAAGAAGAGCUGCUUCACCCACUUGUCAAACAAGCUACAGUGGACAUGUCUUCCACACGGAAAGAUCAAAACGGCAGACGUGUAGACUCAUUCACACGAGCAGCGGCUAUGUUGUUUCUGCUUGAUGCUUGCGACUACCUCCAAACCGUGCCCGGCUCUACGGACCUCAUACAAACAAGCCUGCAAAAGACAAUGGAGAGUCUUUCCGCUAGCCGAAUCGACCUCUCAGACUUCACAAAGUUGGUUGAGUAUUUUUGUGCCGACUUCGUGCAACUGUUUGGACACUUGGAGGCUGAAGCUUGCCAAAAGUUGUUGCUGACCUUGCUUUCGAAGCUAUCAAACUUCGAUAGCGAAGUUGGCGAGCACAUCAGUCACUCGCUUUCCCAGACUAUCUUCCAGCAGGGAAGCUCUUCGUUGCAGGAUACGUAUUCCUCGGCACUUUUACAGACCCUCGAAAAAAACGAAGAUAAUCGUGCCCAUGCUAUCGCGGUCAAGUCAUUCUUGCACAUGAGUCCUUUGGCGCUUUCGCGAGAGAGGCGAGAGGCAAUACUGGACCGCAUAACCGAGCUUCUUGCUUCAGGGUCAAAGGAUUCUGCAGCGUUGCUAAGCAUUGUGGCGCAUCUCAUGGAGGUUUCCAACGCAACCGCGAAGAUCUCGACCGAGGGUGGCCUGGCUUUCAAGAUUGCCGAAACUUUGCAUAAGCAGGGCCUUGAGUCGCCUGCGUCCCUUCAAUCACUUCAGCACCUUGUUCAACUGACACUUGGUCAUAUCUUCCCAAACCAAGGCCAGCCUCAGAACCAGGUUUUCCUUGGCGAGUUUAGGAUUCAGGUCGGAUCGGUCACCAAGAAGAAAGCACAAUGCUCUGCAGCCCAACUGGUGAUACUCCGUGCAGCUGUUUCUGUCCAGAAACAAAACGCGCUGAUCGAUCUCGAGCGCUAUGUGGCCGUGCUGAAGCAGUGCCUUGCCGAUGACAGUGGUAGUAGCGCGUCCCUCCAAGAUGUGCUAGAUGCGUUGAACGAGUUGUCUCCGCUUGCCCUCCAGGAAGCCAAGCUCUUCGAUACAACGCAAGCUUGGUUGCGCACAUGGAUCAACGACAAUGCCGACUUGGAGUCUUAUAUCACCUCCGAAGGAGAAAGCCCAGCCGAAUUGGCCGAAUACGUCGCACGACUGCAAACGGCAAUGGCAAGAUAUAGUCUGCAUCCGAACGCGACCUGGCUGGUCAAACUUACCUUCAAACUUGUCCGCGAGCCGAUCGCCGAUGAAAUGAAGGAGACCGCGUUUGAGACAGUUAAACACGCCCUCGCACCUCUCCCAAUCCCCGAGAAGCUGGACUUGAUCCCUGUCUUGGCCGAUGUCCAAGAUCCCCUGAACCACGCUGCAUCAUACCGUCUCCUUAAUAUCCUCAUCUCGACCUUAGACGACAAGUUAGAAAUGGACCCUCAGCUUCGACACAAGCAACUCGCUCUGCUACCGAAGAUAUGCGUUCUCCUCGCCUCAUGCGCCGACCACCCAUCCUCCAACGCACUCCUCACCAGCAUCAACACAAUCCUCGACUCAAAGCCCUCCCUCGCAUCCCAACACAGCAUCGAAACCGUACUCAGCGUCCUAGUAAAACUCUCAUCACGCAGCAGCCCCGCCCUCCCAGCCACACACGCACCCCUCAUCUACUCACGCCUCUGCGAAACAAGCCGUCUAAUCCUCCUCCUACACCGCGGACGUCUAGGCGGCCGCUUCCACCUAGUCCUCCCCCUCCUCCAAAGCCUCCUCUUCUGCCUCUUCACGCCCAACCACGGCCGCACCGGCGCACUGCCCCCCUGGCUACGCUCCGCAUCCCUCCCGCCCACCAGCGCAACGCAAUACUCGCGCAUCCUCCUCACACUGUGCAACCCCCCGCAAUCAUCCGUCAAAGCGGCACAUCACCCCAAGAAAUCAAAAGAUCUUAACGACCCUGUUAAGGCGGCGAGGGAAUACACGUCCCACUUCUUGUACCCGCUGCUCGCGGCGUUUUGCAAAUUCCAGCUCGGAGGGCGCCUGGAGGCGGGCGUGAGGGAGAAGCUUAUGCCUGGUGUGUGGGAGGCGGUUGGUACGGCGGGUGUGCAUAGGGAGGGGCUGGAUGCGAUGUUUGCGGGGAUGGGACGUAGUGAGAAGGAUGUUUGGAGGGGGGUUUGGAGUGAGUGGGAGGGGGUGCAUGGGAGGAAGAGGGUUGUUGGUGAGGAAGCUUAG